UCAGACUGGUGGUGGAUUAUUUCGAUUGCUGUCAAGUGAAGAAACCUUCCUUUUUCCCCCACCAUUUUCGCCCAAUUUCUCCCAUCUUCCCCCUCUGCUCUGCUUUCCCCACAAAAAACCGCGCGCCCCCAUUGCCCGCCUCCUCCCGCCCCACCUCGUCGGUUUGGCCGCAGAGGUCCACGAAAACCCUAGCCCGGGGAGGCCCCUGCGUGCGCGCGUUGUUCUGAGACAACGGUUUAUGUAUGCAGGAUGGAACCUCAUAUGUUUCUGUAGCAGCGACUGAUGCUAUGGAUGUUAAUGCAAAAUCAUCUGGUGCCCAGUUAGAAAAAAUGGAACCUGUUCACUCGAAUGGACAGCCAGGAGAUGAUGUCAUAAUUAUUGAAUCUGAAGGGGAUGGAAAUAAAGUUGGAGUGCAAACUAGCAUCAGAGAAGGUGCCCUUGAGGACCACAACGAGCAUAAAUGUGGGAAUACGGAUAGUACUGUGCUUGAAGAAGAAUCCACUAGUACCGAUGAUGAUUCGGACAGUGACUUGUAUGGUUUCUAUCUCCGCGAAUCAGAGAAUGAACAAACUUCAGAGUCUGAUGCUGAGAAAGACACUGAGGUGUCUUUACCUGAGGAAGAAGUUGAAGAAUUAGUUGCUGAAUUCCUUGAUGUUGAGAGCAAAGCAGCUCAAGCGCAAGAAUCACUUGAAAAGGAGUCACUGGAAAAAGUUGAAGCUGAAGUAAGAUUGGAGUUAUCUGAGAGGCUCCAAGGAGAUGCGUUGGAUUUAGCUGUAUCAAUUGAGAUGGAGCAAUUCAAGAAGGCAUGGUCAACUGAACUUGACGACUUGGAGAUCCGCACUGCUGAUCUGCUGGAACAACUUGAUGCUGCUGGUGUUGAACUUCCCAGCCUAUAUAAAUCAAUAGAAAGUGAAGCCCCAAAUGUUUGUGAAACUGAAGCAUGGAAAAAUAGGACUCAUUGGGCUGGUUCUCAAGUUUCUGAAGAAGCUAACAAGUCAAUCAGAAUAGCUGAUGAAUACCUUCAGUCUUGUAGACCUGUAAGGAGAAAACACGGAAGGCUUCUGGAGGAAGGUGCUAGUGGCUUUCUUGCCGGAAAAGUUCCUGUUGGGGAUGAUAAUUCUGUACAGUGCCAUGAGAAAAGUUGGAAUUCAUUCAAUGAGCUUAUUAAUUCAAAGAAGUGUACCAAAAGUUCUUUUGGAAGUAGUAACUGGGCAUCAGUUUAUCUGGCCAGUACUCCCCAGGAAGCUGCCGCCUUAGGUCUCCAAUUUCCAGGAGUUGAUGAGGUGGAGGAGUUAGCAGAAGUUGAGGGUGUUGUUGAUGACAUAAAAGGCGUUGAUGAAAUGGAGCUUUCUGAAGAACAGAGGAAAAAAUACAGAAAGGUUAGGGAAGAAGAUGAUGCAAAGACAAUGAAACGCCUGCGGCGUCAUAUGAAAAAAAGGACAAGAGGCUUGUGUAAGGACAACAUUGAUUUGGCCUCAUCAUCAAAUGUAUGCUCUGAGCCGCCCCCAUUACCUGAAAAGCACAAAACUGAUAAAAAUGAAGUUUCUGGUGAGCUGCUGAAGCGCACACGUGAAGAUGGUGCUGAUCUUGACCACAAGAGGUCGAAAACUGUAGUAAUAGAGAGUGACGAUGACAUGCUGAUAGAUAGCAAGCUAGCUUUGCGUAUCAAAGACAGUGAGCAUAGUUCAGCAGAACUUGAAAAUGGGGUUGACAUUAUUGAUCUUGAUCUCAUCCCGUCACAAAGUCCUACGCUUAGUGAUAUAGAUUUACCUAAGGCUUUCAAGUGUACAAUUUGCACCGAAAUGUUGAAUGCCUCUGAUGUGCAUCGUCACCCAGUACUAGAUGUUAUUGUUUGCGGGUCUUGCAGAUUUCUGGUGAUAGAGAAGAAUCGUCUUGAGGGUCCUGUAUCCGGUGGUUAUUGCACCUGGUGUGUUCAGUGUGAAGAACUUCAAAGUUGCAGUUCCUGUAAGAUGCUAUUUUGUACAAAAUGCUUAUCAAAGAAUUUUGGUGAGGAAUGCUUAUCAGAAGCUAAAGUCGCGGGUUGGCAGUGUUGCUGCUGCCAACCCAGGCAACUGGAACACUUAAUAUCUGAAUGUGAUAAGGCCCUGAGUGGUGAUGUUGAAUCUUCUGAUCCUGAGAGUGACAAUACUUCUGGAACCAAAAACAUUGACCCUGUUAGCAAGCACAAAAGAAAAAAGAAGAUAAGAAGAAUCAUGGAUGAUACAGAACUUGGGGAGGAAACAAAGCGCAAAAUAGCAAUGGAGAAGGCUAGACAAGAACAUGUGAAGUCCAUGCAUGAGCAGUCUGCCAGCAAGUUAAGGAGUGGCAUCACUGGAACUUCCUCUGGAGCUCUAUCAAAAGUCUUUCUACAGGAUGCCGGGGAUGGCCAUAUAGUCAAUGUUGCCAGGGAGGAAGACGAGGAACCUGUUAGAAUUCCAAGCAGCGUAUCUGCUAAACUAAAGCUUCAUCAGGUAUCAGGAAUAAAAUUUAUGUGGGAAAAUGUUAUCCAGUCUGUCAGAACAGUCAAAUCCGGGGAUAAAGGUUUUGGGUGCAUUUUGGCACAUAAUAUGGGGCUUGGGAAAACUUUUCAGGUUAUUACGUUCCUGUAUGUGGUUAUGAGAUGUACUCAGUUGGGAUUUCGAACGGCACUUAUAGUUACCCCUGUUAAUGUUCUGCAUAAUUGGAAGAAAGAGUUCACCAAGUGGCAUCCGGCAGAACUAAAGCCUCUUCGUGUGUAUAUGCUGGAAGAUGUGCCAAGGGUAAAAAGACUAUAUUUACUAAACAAGUGGCGAGCAAAAGGUGGAGUGCUUCUCAUUGGUUAUUCAUCCUUCAGAAACUUAUCUCUUGGAAGACAUGCCAGGGAAAAAGAUACUGCAGAUGAGAUUUCGAAUGCUUUGCAGUGUGGGCCAGAUAUUCUUGUAUGUGAUGAAGCACAUAUGAUAAAAAAUAGGAAGGCUGACAUUACGCACGCUCUAAAACAAGUAAGGACACAAAGAAGAAUUGCGUUAACUGGAUCCCCGUUGCAGAAUAAUUUAAUGGAAUAUUACUGUAUGGUUGAUUUUGUCAGGGAAGGCUUUCUUGGAAGCAGCCAUGAAUUCCGCAACAGGUUCCAGAACCCAAUUGAAAAUGGGCAGCACACAAAUUCUACAUCAGAUGAUGUCAAGAUCAUGAACCAACGGUCACACAUUUUGUAUGAACAGCUGAAAGGCUUUGUCCAGCGAAUGGACAUGAAUGUGGUGAAGAAUGAUCUACCACCAAAGAAGGUUUUUGUCAUCACUGUAAAGCUCUCUCCACUGCAAAGAAAGCUAUACAGAAGAUUCUUGGAUGUGCAUGGUUUCUCAAGUAGCGCUUCUUCAGAAAAACCUUUUAAGCACAGUGGAUUCUUUGCCAAGUACCAAAAGCUUGCCCAGAUCUGGAACCAUCCUGGCCUUCUCCAGAUGGCUAAAGAGCAGAGAGAAAGUGUACGCCGAGAAGAUGCUGUUGAGAACUUUCUUACGGACGAGAGUUCUAGUGAUGAUAAUCAUAAUACUGAAAGUCAAUUGCUAAACGGAGAUAAUAAACAGAAGAUUAGAACUGAUCAGCAGUCAACGAAAAUCGACUUUGUGAACGAGGAAAGUAACUGGUGGGAGAACCUUAUAGAUGAAGGUACUUACAAGGAAGCAGAUUACAGUGGCAAAAUGGUCUUACUCCUUGAUGUACUGGCAAGUUGUUAUGAAUUAGGUGACAAGGCAUUAGUGUUCAGCCAGAGCUUGACCACUCUGGAUUUGGUUGAAUUUUAUCUAUCUAAGUUGCAAAUUAAAGGAAAAGAAGGCAAAUACUGGAAGCAGGGCAAGGACUGGUACAGGCUUGAUGGGAGCACUCCAUCUUCCGAGCGGCAGAACCUUGUAGAGAGAUUUAAUGACCCUGCGAACACAAGAGUGAAAUGCACAUUGAUAUCUACUCGAGCUGGAUCUCUGGGCAUCAACCUUCAUGCAGCAAACCGUGUGGUCCUUCUGGACGGUUCAUGGAAUCCAACACACGAUCUGCAAGCUAUUUAUCGGGUUUGGAGGUAUGGCCAGGUCAAACCUGUGUAUGCUUACCGCCUAAUGGCUCAUGGAACAAUGGAAGAGAAAAUAUAUAAGCGGCAGGUGACAAAAGAAGGGCUUGCAGCAAGAGUGGUUGAUAGACAGCAAGUGUCUAGAACAAUCUCCAAAGAAGAGAUGUUGCAUCUUUUUGAAUUUGGUGAUGAUGAAUUACUGGACCAGAGUGGAAGCGAUUCUACCAUAAUUAAUCACACUAAGGUUGGAAUGGAGAAGCUAUCCCUGCCCAUCAGCAGUGAAACCACUGAACUUCCCGUGGACGGGAUCAUGCUGAACUUGCUUAGUGAUCACCCUCGGUGGAUUGCGGGCUAUCACGAACAUGAAGUUCUUCUGCAAGAAAAUGAAGAGGAGAGACUCACCAAGGAAGAGCAAGAUAUGGCCUGGUCAAGUUUCAAACAAUCACAGCAGUUGGAUGCUGUGCCAAGGAAAGGUGCACAUGAUCCUGAGAGAAAGCCAACAGAGACCAUCGUCCCGCCACCUAAAAGAAGUCGCCAGUCGCAGCAACCAAAGUCUAAUUCGAAUAACCAGAAGAAAUGCAGCAAUCUUAACCACUUGCUGACUCUAAGAAGCCACGGCACCAAAGCUGGAUGCACGACAAGCUGCAAGGAAUGUGGCCAGGACAUUAGUUGGGAGACUCUGAACAGAUCGGAUGGUAGAUUGAGGUGACGCACCUCGGCUCACGCCGUGCAGAAAAUGCAUUUUUAUGCGAGAAUUUCAGUCUACAUACAAGUAGAUUGAGAAGUCAUUUUUUGAUACAAAUGAAAGGUGCAUUAAUUGGAAUUGCAUGUCUUUUCACCCGAUCGAUGGAAGAUAUCAGAAAUCCACCUGUUACUGUUA
Lolium perenne is the source of this 4916-nucleotide messenger RNA. RefSeq names its product protein CHROMATIN REMODELING 20. Gene Ontology annotation, molecular function: ATP binding; ATP hydrolysis activity. The record is from RefSeq and is a predicted model, not a curated record. Gene Ontology annotation, cellular component: nucleus. Lineage: Eukaryota; Viridiplantae; Streptophyta; Magnoliopsida; Poales; Poaceae.